This is a messenger RNA of Fopius arisanus, 2397 nucleotides long. Its product is annotated as zinc finger protein 677. The record is from RefSeq and is a predicted model, not a curated record. Gene Ontology annotation, molecular function: protein binding. The coding region runs from base 293 to 2266 and encodes 657 amino acids. The transcript has 7 exons. NCBI's taxonomy places the organism in Eukaryota, Metazoa, Arthropoda, Insecta, Hymenoptera, Braconidae.
GUGGAAACAAAAAAUUUGACUUUACAAUGACUACUUCAGCGUGUGGCUAUGGUAUAUACGUAUUAUUAAUGAAAAUAUCAGACUGUCUGUUGGCUUGAAGAUAAUGAUAAUCAUCUUCACUGAUAAAUAGGACAGUACGAGAAGGGGGAGGGGCAUUCAGUACAUUUAGAUAUUCAAUUUCCUCAUGAUCAGGAACAUAAGCCGAAUCCCGAAUCCGAUGCUGAAAGGAAGGGGUAGAGACGUUAAUUCAAGAUAAAGAAGGAAGAAAAGGGAAUGGUAGGAGUGUCUUGUGAUGUUGUUGUUCCCGGAGAUGUGCAGUCAUCACCCUGACAACACCGUGACAACAUCUCCAAGAAAUAAAACGAUGAGUGUUAGAGAAUUGGUGAAAUUGUCAUGUGGUUUUCCACAUGCAGGGGAUAUACUGAGAGAAGCUAUGAUCUCUCAAGUAUAUGCUGAUGUUACUCUUUGCUGCAUUGGCGGUGAAAAAUUCCAUGCCCAUCGAUUAGUCCUCUCCGCAGCUAGUCCCUAUCUCCAGAACGUCUUGUUGGCACAUGGAAGGACAGUAGGUGUUUAUGAACCGAUUACCAUGAUUCUUCCGGAUGUUGAUGGUAACGAUUUAGCUGCUGUCUUGGAAUUCGUCUACACAGGACAUACAGCGGUAUCAGGGGAGAGAUUGGAUUCUUUCUCGAGUACCGCAGAAGCUCUUAAAAUCGACAUACCACCGAUUCCCCGCCCUUUGACAUUGUCCUGCAACGAGAGUCCUUUAACAACGAGUGAAAUGAUAAAAUGUAAGAGAUAUUAUGGAGAGUUCAAUGCUGGAGUUAACAUGACCAAGAGGAAAUUGAAUGAGAAUAAAUCGAUUGGGGAGAUUCCACUCAGAAUUUUAUCACAAAAUAACUGUCUGAAUUUUGAUGAUAAAUAUUUCAACGCAUCGAGAGAAGGAUUACGACCCCGAUUUAGCGUUGCAAAUCGUGUUUCUGCCUCGCCCUGGUGUCAGAUACUACGACCACACAAUUUACCCCGGCUCCAACCGAUUAUCAUCAGAAAUAAUAUACCACCUGGAGAAGAUAUCAUUCAGACAAACACCGAGUCUCAUGAGAAGUUACUUACGACAAGGGAAUUAUAUUCCUCAACCCCAGAUGUUCCACUUGUUCCAGUCGCUCCAGUCGCUCCAGUCGCUCCAGUUACUCCAGCUGAUGAAAUAUGCAGUCAAUCUACUCCGGGUUAUCCUACUAAUGCACCAGAAGGCUAUCAGCAAAUUAUCACCGAGCUGUCAAGAGAGGAUGUCUCUUUCGAUGAAGCAUUAAUCACUCCGCUAGAUAAACCAGUGCCGAGAAAACUCAACUUACUCGAACACAAUAACGAAAAAAUGCAACCAGAUAACACAAACAAAAACGAGAAUGCUCACGAGAAUAAUAAUAACAAUAAUAAUGAAAAAAAUAUUGCAAAACAACACAAAUGUAGCGACUGCGACAAGGAUUUUCUUAGCAGAGCAUCAUUGAAGGUUCACGCCCGCCUGCACUCGGGGGAGAAGCCAUUUCGGUGUAAAGACUGCGGAAAGGGAUUUUCUCAGUUGAGAAAUUACAAAUAUCACAGGAGCAUUCACGAGGGAACACUAGAAUUCUCCGGUACAUGCCCAGAAUGUGGAAAAACUUUCAACGAUCGAGGAUAUCUCGGCUCCCACAUGAAGAUACACAGGAAUAGAAAAGAAUACAGCUGCAAAGAGUGCGGUAAAAGUUUCAAUCAGCGUGUUGCGUACAACAUGCACAUGAGAAUUCACAGUGACAUAAAGCCUCACCAGUGUGACCAAUGCGGCAAAGCUUUUUCAAGAAAAAUGUUACUCAAGCAACAUCUGAGAACGCACUCGGGUGAAAGACCAUAUCAAUGUCAUAUUUGUCAUAAAGCAUUCGCUGAUCGAUCCAAUAUGACCCUUCACACAAGACUCCACUCUGGAUUGAAGCCAUACCAGUGCGAAAUUUGUUCAAAAGCAUUCACGAAAAAGCAUCACCUCAAAACUCAUCUCAACUAUCAUACAGGUGUUAAGCCUUACUCCUGUCCCAACUGUUCUCUUGCCUUUUCACAAAGCAGCAACAUGAGAACUCACUUCAAGAGGUGUUCGGGUAGAGAUAACUCUGUGAAUAAUCAUACUCAUGACAAAAUCUAUGUUAGUAAUCCGCAGGUAUUAGCAUUCUCUGAUGCGUUUACCCCACUCUGUUCAGAUCUUGAACCCUCGAGCAAUGCUACAUCACAGGAUACCAUAAGGUAACACGACUCGAACUACUCUCCCAUCAAAAUAUUUUUACAGUACACCAUAAAAUCAUAAAUUGAGAUUUUAUGGUUUUGUUGAAUGCUCCAAUAAAGGCAUAUUAUUUAUUGUAAAAUCGUACUUCCAUCGAU